This is a messenger RNA of Enterobius vermicularis (human pinworm), 285 nucleotides long. The record is from the annotation of a GenBank genome assembly. Lineage: Eukaryota; Metazoa; Nematoda; Chromadorea; Rhabditida; Oxyuridae.
AUGGUCACUUUUGAAGUGUACAUAGGUGGUGGUGGUUGGGAUAGUGGCAAUAAAGAUGAUGAUGAGGAGGAUGAGGAUGAUGAUUAUUAUGAUGAUGAUGACGACGGCAACGACGAUGACGAAGAAGAAGAAGAAGAAGACGAUGAUGGUGAUGAUGAUGAUGAUGAUGAUGAUGAUGAUGACGAUGAUGAUGAUGAUGAUGACUAUGGUGGUGGUGGUGGUGACGGUGACAGUGGUAUCAGUUUCAGCAUGAGGUCUAACAACAAACCAAAAAAUUUCGUGUAA